UUUUAGUUCCUUGCGCGAUUGCACCAUAAAUGUAUCGGCUGCGUCAGGUCUAACGCGGAUUUGAAAUGAAUGCACAGUGGCCGGAGAUGGACGGCCAGAAGUUCUGCCUCAAGUGGGAUGGCUUCCAGGGCAGCGUGACAUCCCUGUUUGACCAGCUGCGGCUGGGCCAGGAGCUGGUGGACAUCACGCUCUGCUGCGAGGGCCAGCAGGUGCGCGCGCACCGCCUGGUACUCUCAGCCUGCAGCCCCUACUUCCGCGACCUGCUCAAGAACAACCCGUGUCAGCACAUGCUGCUAUUCCUGAAGGACACAUCUCCUGCCGACCUACGGGCCAUCAUCGAGUUCAUGUACAAGGGCAGCGUCAACGUGGCGCAGAGCCAGCUGGCCAGCUUCAUCAAGACGGCGGAGAUGCUGCAGAUCAGGGGCCUGAGCGGCGACGACGAGAAGCCGCCGCCCGGGAGCAGGAGCAGGAGCCGCCCCCCGCUGAAACUGGAGCCGGAGGAACUGGCGACGGCGGACGCCAGCCUGGACGCUACGCUCGGCUACGUGGCCGAGUUCGAGGGCGGCUACGGCCUGCCGGAGCGGCCGCCUGCCGACGCGCUGCCGGCGGCGGGACCCUCUCAGCGGCUGAGCGAGGACGGCAGCACCCCAGGUACGUCGCUGGCGCUGCCGUCGUCUCACGACGGGCGGCUUGGACCGUGCCGGCGCCCCCCCCCCCCCCCCCGGGCCGCCCUCUGA
This is a messenger RNA of Pollicipes pollicipes, 737 nucleotides long. RefSeq names its product longitudinals lacking protein-like. The record is from RefSeq and is a predicted model, not a curated record. Gene Ontology annotation, biological process: regulation of transcription by RNA polymerase II. Gene Ontology annotation, molecular function: protein binding. Gene Ontology annotation, cellular component: nucleus. The transcript is spliced from 6 exons. NCBI's taxonomy places the organism in Eukaryota, Metazoa, Arthropoda, Thecostraca, Pollicipedomorpha, Pollicipedidae. The coding region runs from base 66 to 737 and encodes 223 amino acids.